Chelonoidis abingdonii (Abingdon island giant tortoise) is the source of this 1716-nucleotide messenger RNA. RefSeq names its product ATP synthase peripheral stalk subunit F6 (gene ATP5PF). Gene Ontology annotation, molecular function: proton transmembrane transporter activity. NCBI's taxonomy places the organism in Eukaryota, Metazoa, Chordata, Testudines, Testudinidae. Gene Ontology annotation, biological process: proton motive force-driven ATP synthesis. Gene Ontology annotation, cellular component: proton-transporting ATP synthase complex. The record is from RefSeq and is a predicted model, not a curated record.
CCGGGCUCAGCCACCCCGUGUCUCCCCGUCAGCGGCAGAUCCCGCGCACCGAGCGAGGCUGGCCCUGGCCUGCUCAUGUCCUCCGCCCUGGGGCCGCUCGGCUGUGUGGGCGCAGUAGCCGGUUCCCCGGGAUAACCCGGCCCGACGACGGGUUUAAACUAACACUGGAACCCUCUGCGAAAUCAUCAUGAUUCUCCAACAGCUAUUCAGAUUUUCCUCUAUUUUCCGCUCUGCCAUCUCAAUACACUUGCGUAGGAACAUUGGCCUUUCUGCUAUAGUGUUUAAUAAGGCAAAGGAACUUGAUCCAGUUCAGAAGCUCUUUAUAGACAAGAUCAGAGAAUACAACGUGAAGAGCCAGAAAGCCGGUGGUCCAGCUGAUGUAGGCCCUGAAUACCAGAAAGACAUGGCUGAAGAAAUUGCCAAAAUUCAGCGGUUGUAUGGUGGGGGAGACCUGACCAAAUUUCCAGACUUCAAAUUUGAAGAGCCCAACUUUGAAGAGUCUCAAAAAUGAUGUGGUUGACGUCUGCAUUCCAAGCACUGGUGUCAUCUUUCUCAUGGAGUUGUUAAAUAGGCCAGCAGUUGUAAUUUAAUGUGGAGUUUCACUUUCAAAUACUUGUUUGACUUCUGAACUCAAUACAGUACAAGUAUAACAUGAGCUGCCAUAUUCAUAAAAUUCACUUUUGGAAAUCAAAUAUAAAGUGCUUAGUCCUUUAUCCAGUGUUUAAACACUAUUUACUGAGAUGACAUUUCAGUAUCCAGAUAAAACCAAAUGACCACUUGAGUGCAAAAUACAGUUAUGUUAAUGAUGAUACCUUUCCUAUUGAAAAGAACUGCGCUUCCCUAAAUUUUAAUCAUGUCACUGAAAUCUUAUAAUACAAUAAAGCCUGCAAGUAUGGCAUUAUUGUAUGCAUGUGAUCAUUCUAUGCUACAUUAUUGCAAUAGUGAAAUUUUAUUUAGACAUAUCCAGGAACUCAAACAUUACAGCUCAUCCUCCAGUUGUGCAGGGCCCAUGAGCUGAAGUGGACUGACUUUUAUAUAAUCUUGGUGCACCAGAACAUUCUUGAAGAGGCUAUCCUGUUCUUUUAAAUGAAAAACUUGAGGUUUUGGGGGAUAGUUGAGUACUAAAGUUUCUAGUCUGUUCCUGAAGACCCCAUCAAAAUAUGAAAAACUUAGACAGGACUGAACUUGAAUAUCUGAAACACCAACAGAGGUUUGAACUACUUAUCAAUAUUGCUCAUUUUACAGCUGCUCAAAGUACAGGGAGAGAAAUGAUCACAGUGAGCUGACUUAUCUGAAUGGCAUUUGAUACCAAGGAAACAAGAAACUGAGCAUUUUGCAAUCUUGGUAACAUCUCAUUUUUGUACCUGGUGCAGAUUCAUUACGCUUUUUUCCCUCAAUUCAACCGUUGAUAGGAGUACAGGACUUACAUUACUGUGAUAUAUCAAAGGCAGUCAGUAAGGUCAAAGUGUAGAGUUUCAUCUUUACCUACUAUUACUCCAGAAUGCAGAGUAUAUACCUACUGUUUGCCUUCCUCUGUCACAGUAGUUUAAUGAUCGUUUUCCUAUAGUUUGUCAGGGAAACUUUUCAGGGCUAAGAUUAAGACUUUCUAUGAAGUUUCAGUCGCCCAUGAAACUGAAAAAUAUUUUCAUUUAUAGUACUGUUAGAUGUAUGCACUCCUAGCUAAGAUUAAAAAGUAGGAUUGUUCCUUUAAGUGAA